Molecule: messenger RNA, 1503 nt
Organism: Haemonchus placei
Lineage: Eukaryota; Metazoa; Nematoda; Chromadorea; Rhabditida; Trichostrongylidae
Source: the annotation of a GenBank genome assembly
AUGACUUCGAAUUAUCGUCUGACACCCGUUUCUCAGUCAAAUUUCGCUUCGAGGCCGCUUACUCAUAAAAUGGUUGACAGAACUGAAUACAGCGUAAAUCGCAGAAUCCUUUCAAAAAUGUUCUGUUUCGGCAGCAGUUGUAAACGCGAAAGUCACACAAAGAAGUGCAGUAUGAAAGAAUUUGGAUUGAGAUCGUAUUUGAUAUUAGCCCUGAGUAACCACCUUUAUACAACAUUUCAGGUGUUCGAAAGUGAUCUCGUCCUAACAAAGCCUCAAAUGGACGAAGUUAUGGACAACUUCAAUGCAAGGAUUACAGGACGAAGGCGACGAAACAAGAGGAACGCCGCCAUCAUUGGGAAGAAGUUUCGCUGGCCCAAUGCUGUUAUUCCCUACGAAUUCAAGGACAGCGACAGCAACAACAUAACUGUGAAUGCUGCAGCUGACUGGAAAAAGCUGAUCUGGAGAGGAAUGAAAGAAUGGCAAAAAGAGACCUGUAUUCGAUUCGUGGAAAGGACGAACGAAACGGAUUACGCAGUUUUCUUUAAAGGCGCAGGGUGCUACUCAAACGUAGGACGAACUGGAGGACGACAAUACAUCUCGAUUGGUUGGGGUUGCGAAUCAAGAGGUAUUGUUGCCCAUGAGAUCGGACACGCUCUAGGAUUUUGGCACGAACAAAGUCGACCGGACAGAGACCAGUUCAUCAACAUCAAUGAAGAUGCCAUUAGCUCAGGUACAAAGGGUAAUUUUGAAAAACGAAGCGAUAUCAUGGAUUCGGAUAUUCCUUACGAUUUUGGAUCCGUCAUGCACUACGCUCCACAAGCAUUCACCAAAGAUUGGCACUUAGUUACUAUUGAAACAAAGGAUCAUCGCUUCCAACAUACCAUUGGACAGCGUUCUACUGUUUCCUUCACUGAUGUGAAACAUGCCAACCGUCUGUAUUGCAGUCGUGUGUGCCAGACAAAAAUAUCGUGUGCAAAUGGAGGAUACCAAGAUCCUCGUAACUGUGACAGAUGCAAAUGUCCGCCUGGACUUGGAGGAGUUCUUUGUGAACGAGUGGCUGAUUCUACACCUGGAUGUGGUGGAGAGCUGUUUGCAUCAUCCCAAUGGCAAAUACUUCAAAAUUCUCAAAUUGGAACGUGCCAUUGGAGGAUAUACGUAUGUUCUCACGCCAUUUGCUCAUUCCCCUAUUUUUAUCCUUCCUUCAAUGUUAACCUUCAGGCACCCAAUGGUCGUAUCAGUUUCGAGACGCAGUGCUGUAACCCCGCUCCCGGUAGAACAGUUUCGCAUGGUAAUCAAGUGAUCGUAACGAGUUUCUCCAAAACCGCUCCCUCGAACUUCACGAUGCGGUAUAUUUUAGCCAACGAAGUUGGAAUUGACAAUACAUUUGAGACGCUCAUAUUGAAGGAUGUCCCCCGAGUACUUGGAAGAAGCCGCGGAGGUCCAAAUUUCGCAUCUCUGUUCGGAUUACUUGAUACGUUUUUGCCCCGAGGACCUCGAGGAUAA